Molecule: messenger RNA, 879 nt
Organism: Botrytis fragariae
Lineage: Eukaryota; Fungi; Ascomycota; Leotiomycetes; Helotiales; Sclerotiniaceae
Exons: 1
Coding region: 1-879 (292 amino acids)
Source: RefSeq, a predicted model, not a curated record
AUGGUUGAAAUUCGACUCUUGGGGGAGGAUGUUGCCGCUGCCGACAAUCAGUGGCCGCAUCUACCGGUCCCUCGCAACUUCAUAGUCUCUUUCAAGGAGACGAGGAUGGGAGAGAUGCUUGACUUCCCUCCCGCAACAUAUCUCCUCGUGCCGACGGGCACAGGAAGAUAUUACAGACCAAUGGAGGUCCUUGGGGCUUUCCCAUUGGUGUGGAACCACCAAACCCGGGAGUUCCUCAUGCAAGAGAAUCUCUCCCAUCUUUACGGGUCUCCUUUGGCUAAUUGCCUUACGGUGUCAACUCAGCUAGAUCCAGGGUUUGAGAGGCGCGAGGCUGCUGCUCGCGAGGCUGCUGAACGCCGGGCUGCUUCUCGUCAGGCAACUAAUCGCCGGGCUCUCGAAAGGGCUAAUGCUCGUCGGGCUCAGGAACAGGCUGCUGCUGAGAAGGCUGCUGCUGACAAUGCUGCUGCUGAACAGCCUGUUGCCGCCGCUCCUCUCCUCUCUGGCCCUCUCGUCGCCUCUGCCCCUCCUGCCCCUCUCCUCCCUGGCCCUCUCGUCGCCUCUGCCCCUCCUGCCCCUCUUCCUCCUGACCCUCUUCCUCCUGCCCCUCUCCUUCCUGCUCCUCUCGCUCCUGCUCCUCCCGCCCCUGUUCCUCUCGCCCCUGCCCCUCUCCUUCCUGCUCCUGUCGCCGCUGCUCUUGGUGUCCCCGCUGUUGUCGCUCCCGCGGGUGGUGCACCUGACAACCACCAUCAAGCUGGCAAUGGUGAGCCUGUCGAGGGCAGUGGGGCGUGGUGGAGACUAUGGGUGCCUGAUGAAAUCGUUGAUAGAUGGGAGCAGGAGGAGGCAGAGAAGAAAAAUAUCCCAAUCGUAGUCCUAGAAUGA